AAAUUAACUGGACCAUUGCUGCACCUCAUAGCACAAUAAAAGGAAAGCACACUUUGGAAUAGUGUAUGUAUUUUGCACAGUCCCAAUACAGAAAGGACAUUAAAGCCUUUGCGAGCGUACAGUGAAGAUUCACCAGGAUGAUACCAGGGAUAACAUACUAUUGUUGUGAAGGGAGACAUGAGAUACUGGGACUAUUUCCACUGGCAGGAAGGACAACAGCCAGAGGAUACAGAUUUAAGGGGGGGCAAUAGCUACUCUGGAAAUCAAGGCCCUUUGCCUGUGGAAAUGGCUCUACAAGACUUGCCAGAUAUUUCUGCUAUGACAGACGAGGUAUACAGAACACGGAGCCAAAAGAGAGCAUUGGAGCGAGAAAGCCUGCAUAAUGAUGUGGAUAUGAAGAAACCAAAAAUGGAAUGUUCCAGAGGAACUGAUAGGGACAGUGAACUGGACGAUGUGAAAGGGGAGAUAAGAAUUAAAACAGAACCUGUCGAUCGGGGUGGUGGUCGGACUCCUGGGUUGUUAAAGGGGCCGGGUGAAGUGAAAGCAACAAUCAAAGUAGAAGUACAGGCCGGUGAUGAACCUGUUGACAUGAGCACAUCAAAGACUGAAAUGAAAAAGGGAAAGCGUGCCCCAUCUCCAGAUAUCAUCAUCCUUUCUGACAACGAACCUUCAAGUCCGAGGAUGAACGGGCUCUCAAAAGAUCCAGGAAGGAAUGCAAAUACAGACGAUAUUAUGAAAAGCACACCAGAGGAGCGAGAGAGAAUGAUCAAGCAGUUAAAGGAAGAGCUAAGGCUGGAGGAGGCCAAACUUGUCCUGCUUAAGAAACUUCGACAGAGCCAAAUUCAAAAGGAAGCCACCAUCCCGAAGCCUGCUGUUUCGACAGGCACUGCCAUGGCCACCCCACCCCCGCUGGUCCGAGGAACGCUGCAUGUUCCCACUGGCAAGCCCAACUUUCAGGUAACCACUGCCCGCACAGUGGGUACAGUAAUACCACCACCAUUGGUUCGUGGUGGUCAACAGGGAACCUCAAAACCUGGAUCCCAGCAGAACUCUCAGAUAGCGAUGCCACCAUUAGUGAGAGGCGCACAGCCAAUGUCUGUUUCUCCCCAGCAAAUCCAUGCCAUCAGGCCACAUGCCAGCACUGCCCCACCACCCCUGCUACUGGCGCCCCGGGCAUCGGUGCCCAGCUCGGUGCAGAUUCAGGGCCAAAGGAUUCUUCAGCAGGGACUAAUCCGUGUGGCCAAUGUCCCCAACACCAGCCUGCUCGUCAACAUUCCACAGGCAUCGAGUACGAUGAAAGCCUCAACGCUGAAUUCGUCUCAAUCAAAUGCCAACACCAAUACAGUGUCGUCAGUCAUGAAUUCCAAUGACUCACCAGCCAGUCGGCAAGCAGCGGCCAAACUUGCUCUCCGGAAGCAGCUGGAAAAAACGCUGCUGGAAAUUCCACCGCCUAAACCACCAGCUCCCGAGCUGAACUUCCUACCUAGUGCUGCCAAUAAUGAGUUUAUCUACCUGGUGGGCCUAGAGGAGGUGGUGCAUAAUCUUCUAGAAACCCAAGGUAAAGGUUCAGCACAGGGACUGACCCAAGAGCCAUAUGCCUGUUCUCAAUGUAAAACCGAUUUCACCUGUCGCUGGAGGCAAGGAAAAACUGGGACUAUCAUGUGCGAGCAGUGCGUGACAUCCAACCAGAAAAAGGCAUUGAAAGCUGAACAUACCAAUCGUCUGAAAGCAGCAUUUGUGAAGGCCCUUCAGCAAGAACAGGAGAUUGAACAACGGAUACUGCAACAGACAUCGUCUACUGUACAGAGCAAGCAGGACCCUGCAGUACAACAUCACACGUUGAAACAGAGCUCUGGCCAGCUGUCUCGAGGGCCACAGUCGAUUACAGCCAACCCACGAGGAGUGCUGCACACGUUUAGCCAAUCGUCUCAGCUGCAGAAUGCGGCUCUAGUCAGUAGGCAGAGUAAGCAUACUGAGAGAGCCGGGAGCAAAGGCAACACCACCACCUGGAGGAAACAGAUCACCAACACAGGGGUUACCAUGGCAUACGUUAGCCCGAAUCUAUCGGUGCACAAGACAACUUCAGCCGUGGAUCGUCAGCGCGAGUACCUGCUGGACAUGAUCCCCUCACGAUCCAUCAGCCAAUCGGCCACCACAUGGAAAUAAAUCGGGGUGGGGGUGGGGGGGGGAGGGAAAUAGCUCUGAGAGACAGCUGCCAUCACCUUGCACCCCUCUAACUGCUAACAUGCAGUCCAACAGUCAGAGGUGUGGAGCCCACGUCAACCCAGCAACCCGGCGAUUUUCCUGUAGCCCUAUCAGAUGAAUUCUGGAUUUCUUUGCCCUUUGGACACUUCUUACACAAUGUAUAAGGAAAAAGUACAACAUGUGACUAUUAGAAAUGGGUAUUCAUUUUGUCAGAUUAUAAUGAAAGCUGUAUGGGGAAAUGAGAAUUUUUUUUUUUUACUUGCUCUUCGUGUGAGUGUGAGCGUGUGUGUGUGUGUGUGCGUGCGUGUGUGUAUGAGAGCGCAUGUCUGUGUGUGUGAGCACGAGCUUGUGUGUGUUUGUGUUCUGUUUCUCACCUUCAUAGUGUAAAGGACACCACCAUAAGUCUCAAGUUCUACAAUAGCUGUAUAGUUUUUUGGGGGUUUUUUUUCUUUCUCACACAUCAUGACCGCAAACACAACCUUGUGUCAAUCAACGUGAGGGGUAAAAUUGAGAAGAGGGCUACUGAGCCGGUUAUAGUUGGACAUUUUGGAGCGUUCCGUUUUCAGGAACAGACUUGAUUUUUCAAGCAGACUGAGCAGUGUUGAAGGACCACCAAGUAGCUUAGCCUAUGCUGUCCAAAUUAUGAGGACCCUGUCUUCUCCCAUGAUAUGGAUAAUAUAUUCUUUGUAACUCCCACUCUUCCACCUUUAAGCAUGCUUGCUUAAUCGCUUUUUAGCAAACCAUGUGAUUUCUUUAGGAUUUCAUCCACCUAACCCCCACUCCCCCAACCUGCUGUCCAUCUGUACUCACUUAACUACAUAACCUUAGUUUUAAAUGGGGGGGUGUCAUCUUUUUCACAAUAAGAAUUCAUUUUUGAGGAUAGAAAUAGGCGGUUAUGCCCUAUAUUACAUAAUGUGCAAUGAGGCUAGGGAUUUCCAGUAUGUCAAUUUCCUUGCUGCCCAGAGCCCACUUUCCACCAGUGGAAGUGGCCCAGUGAUUCCUUCCUCCCAUUCAUGGUUGCCACUCUCCAAAAACCCCACACACACACCAAUGAACAUCACUCGGUUUACAGGCAACACACUUAACACUGUAGGAAUAGAUGGGUAACCUGAGACGCAGGUUGUUUUCUAUUGCUUUGGGUGAGGAGGUUAUUUCAACAAGGGUUUUGAGAUUUUUGAGAGUUCGAUGUGAAGUUAGCUGGUGAGCAGGCUGUCCUGAAUAUCCAUUCUGAUCAAGGACAUGAUAUAAGCACAGACAUUGCUCCACUUUGCGAAAGACAUUUCAGAAGGGUGAUUAAUCUCUUCAUUUUUAUUUAAUGCUCCUCUACCCUCCAUUCCCCGCCCCCCACAAUUGUGGCUCUGCUGCUAUUUGGGAACCUCCACAUUGAAGUGCUUGGGCUUGUUACCCUAUUGUGUUCAAAGCAGAUCUAGUUUCUAUGUUUCCAAUGCUAGAUUUUUAAAGGGACCUGGAUCUCGGUCUGCGUUCCAAACUCAUUGUGAGAGGAGGUGAAGAUUUUCUUCUUAAGACUCAUGUGCACUGAGUCCAGCUAGAGCAGGAGGCUCUUGCUGCAUUUGUGAUCCCAGGCCAUUUAGGUCAGUUGUCCUUAUCUGAAUGCCAAAACGCUCUGACCAAUAUUAAGCCAUGUGUUUACUUUUGGGCAGUGACGGACUAGCAGUGGUGGGUCAAGGCUAUUUUGUCAAGGCGGAAGUUGCAACGGCAAAGCCGAGGGAGGAAGAAGUGGAGUGGGGGUGGCAGACGUAAUAAAGAACGCCCAUAACAUUCAAGUAUGGCCAAGUACCUCUGCACUCCAUUCCAAGCUCCGAGAAACUGGAAUUGAAGCUGUCGUUUUAACCCUGUUUGUUUCUCCUUCCAGUGUGAAUAACUUCUUUUGACGUUUAGGGAAAUUUUUUUAUUUUCCCCCUCCUUUUUGAUAUCUGAUUAGUCAUUAGGAAACCAUUAAAUAGAUUUUGCCGGUUGUCUCUGUUUUUUUGCUUUAAAUCUUAGGGGUUUUUUUGGAUAUGAUUGGUUAGCUGGAAUAAGAAAUUUAAUUCCACCAAAGUUAGAUUAAUAUUGCGGAGUGCAUUUGGACCACUGCAGAGAUCAAAGUGUAAUUUUCAGAGACCCCAGCAUUUGCAAAUAAUCAGAGCCUGGCUCAACCCUCAUUCAUGGAAAUGAGUCAAAAUGAGCACGUUCGUGAUUUUAUAAACCUGCGUGCAGGGACGUGUGGUAGUUUAUGCACAAUUCAGCUUCAAAACCCAACCAACUGUUCCCAGGGUCAAAUAAGGAACAGCAGAGACUUAGUAAGUGCACCAAUACACUGCAGAGCUGAGCACCAUAGAACAGGUUUCAGGUUUAAUCCCGGUUUGAUCUCAGCAGAUAGGGGCACCAGGAAAUUGCUACCCUUUGCUUCUAUGCUCCCUAAGCUAGGAAACAUCUGCCAAGGUUCAUGCUGCUGGUGGCCAUCCAGUGACUCCUAUUGGGAAGUCCAGUCGCGUGUGUGGAGGUUAAGAUUGAUCACAACUGUUUGACGCAGCCUCUAGACCCUCCUGGCCCCCCCACACACACACCCCAAACCACAAUAACGGUGAUCGAAAACCCUCCUCUUCAGCCAAUUCAUGCAUGAAGAGCGACCACUUGGAUGAGGUUCCAGAGGACUGCCCGGGUCACAAUGAGACCUGAGAGGGUAGAGGAAUGCGGCCUUCACACAUUAGUCACUGCUCCAGAUUGCCUCCUUUAUACUGCUUGUGUAUGACUACCAGAAUAAUUUUGUCCCCUCAUUGCAAAACAAAACGCACACCUUCCUGGAUAUAUUGUACCAGUGUCUUUCAUUAUAUUGUAUUUUUUUUGUUUGGAGUGGUGAGGUGGGAGGGUUUGCUGCGGGGUGGUGAGACUGGGAAGUUUGUCCAUUUUGUAACAUAUUGGGCGGAGCUGGAUAAUUGGAAGUUCUCUUGGAGACUCGGGUUCCCUGUUGCAAUGUACAUAACUGAAGUUUUUUUUUGUUGUAGAAGUUUGAGUUUAUUGCGAUCUUUAAUUGGAUCUUUACGCGGUAUGGCAUUCAAGAUUCAGGGUGGAUUGUAGACUUGCAGUGGGUGCAGAAAAUGGCCCAACUGUAAUCCACUCAGAGAUUGGGUUAGACCGUGUGAUGGUAUUUUUUUUUGAUUGUCCCUGACUCACUCCCUCUUUUGUUCUCACUGCCCAGCAUGCUUUCUUGGGAGAGUUGGGCUCUGCUGACUGCCCACUGCUCAUUAAGCCAGAAGGAGACGUACUUCUAUCCUUAAGAAUGUGUUGGUUCGCUUAUCAUUUCCCCUCUUGCUCCCCUAACUGUUUACAUAUUGAAGUUGGUUGCAUCAGCUGAUACAAAUACUACAAGUUUUGGAGAGCCAUACCCAAUGUGUUAAGUUAAUGUAAUGCAUUAUAAAUGAUAAACUAUGUGCCCUGUACUUUUUGCUCUCUAACGGGGUGUAAUCCCUAAAACCUCGGAUUGGGAACUCAAGAACCGGAGUAUUCUUCAAGAUGGGGUGGGUUAAUAACUUCAACUUGUUAUCCACCAUCCCAUCUUGGGGCUCUCUCUCCUUCCUGCUCCUCUUCCACCCUCCCCCAUCCCCACCCCAAACCCACCUCAGAAAGAAAGGAAUGGAGAUGCAGACGCAAGGGAUCCAACCUCUGAAACCAGGAUUCAAGCUGAACCCCACCUGGUGUGAAGUCUCGUGCCUGCUGGCAUGUGUGUUAGUUUGGGGGCACUCUCGAUUAAUGCAGUUCCUAGUGGACAUGGGCCCACACUAUAAUAUAUUUGGACCAUAACUGGGCCUUUUAAAUCUGGUCAGGCGAGGGUCAUCACUUUUUUGUUUUUGGUUUUGUGGCAGGUUGGGGGGGGGACAUAACUAUGUUCGACAGUUGUUUUAUACAUUGAAGGAAAUGUAGUCUACAGGAGAUCGUUGUGCCUCAUUUGGACGAUAGUAACAAAUUGAUACCAAAUAAAGCGCCCAACUUCACUGCGACAGCGAGAGUUUGGGUUGCAGGAUAAUCGGAAAGCUGCGACUCCCAUCUUCCUCUUCGGACCCCAUUCCUACUCUCUUCCCCUCCCCUUCCUUCCCCAAAAUUGGUGAUUGGGGGAAAGAAGAGGAGUGAAGAAAGAGCAACCGACAGGUAUUUUUCUAGAAUGAAUGCAAACACCCCAGAAACCUCAAGCACACAUUGUCUGUAAGCAGAAACCGUUUUCACGUGGGAGAGCGGCCGUGUACGUGGAAAUAACUGCAGUUUUAACAGAAAAGUCGCCCUGUGCAAAAGAACUUUUAUCUCCACUUUGCAUUGUCAGCAAAUUUAUAUUCCAGGUGACUGAAGUCACGAGUCGAUGCAGACGUGUCGGUUAUCUUCUGGACCUUCUAUUUACUGUGACUAUAGCCUUUAAUAGAAAGAAGUUUCAAAGAAAUUGCUCGAGAUGUCCAUUCCCACUGAAGCCCUGUUGGGGAAUUUAAAUCCAUGCUUGAAAUGGAUUAUGUAUAUUGUAUUGUGAGGGAUUUUUAGCAUUUGAAUGACAAAUAAACAGGACAAACAGCA
Messenger RNA from Carcharodon carcharias (great white shark), 6762 nucleotides. RefSeq names its product GATA zinc finger domain containing 2Ab (gene gatad2ab). Gene Ontology annotation, molecular function: sequence-specific DNA binding. Gene Ontology annotation, cellular component: NuRD complex. Gene Ontology annotation, biological process: negative regulation of transcription by RNA polymerase II. Lineage: Eukaryota; Metazoa; Chordata; Chondrichthyes; Lamniformes; Lamnidae. The transcript is spliced from 13 exons. The coding region runs from base 178 to 2166 and encodes 662 amino acids. The record is from RefSeq and is a predicted model, not a curated record.